This is a messenger RNA of Ruditapes philippinarum (Manila clam), 1228 nucleotides long. RefSeq lists its product as uncharacterized. The transcript is spliced from 2 exons. The record is from RefSeq and is a predicted model, not a curated record. Bases 84 to 782 code for a protein of 232 amino acids. Gene Ontology annotation, molecular function: N-acetyltransferase activity. Lineage: Eukaryota; Metazoa; Mollusca; Bivalvia; Venerida; Veneridae.
GAUUGUUAUAUAGAAAAGUACAUAGGUACAGAUUCGUGAUAUUAGAUCGUUGUAUGUUUAUGAAUCUUUCUUGUCAGUAAAACAUGGCUGAAAGUUUAAGUUUGAAAGAUUUAUCUGAGGACCAGAUACAAAAGGCAUUUGAUAAAUCGUCAAGCAAAUUCAAAGAACCAGGAGUAAAGUUUGUCUUAAUUACUAAGGCCAAUGAAGACAUUGCUUUAAGAAUGGCACGAGAAUAUUUUAUUACACAGGAACCAAUGAAUAAAUGUCUUGGAAUGAAGUGGACAGAGGAUGUUGAAGAGUAUUGGAAGAAAGGUAUGAAAACUGGUCUUUCUCUAAUGUUCUUGCAUGAUGAAGAUGAUGAUCCAAUUGCCUUUCAAAUCAUCGAAAUCGUCCGUUUUGAUGACAGAUGUGAUAUUGAAGGUAUUCAAUACCAAGGCCACAAAGACCUCGUUCGCUGCUUGGCAGAUUGUGACCGGAAUGCGGAUUUCUUCGGUCAUUUUCAAACUAAGGAAGCUUUUCACUUCCUUUCUUUGGGAGUGACUCCGAAAUACGGACAACGUGGCUAUGGGACAAAGAUAUUUAACUUUGCAAUUGAUUUUGUUCGAAAUUUUGAAAUCGAUCCGGUGUAUAUUAAAGUAGAAGGUUCAUCCAAUUUUUCAAAGAAAAUCUUUGAAAGGGCAGGUAUGGAAAUCUUACAUGAGAAAUAUUUUGAAGAUUGGGAAUUUGAAGGGAGGAAACCAUUCCAGAAUACGGGCAUUCAUAAAUCUCUAAAAUUAUAUUGACUUAAAUUGCCUGCAAAAUAACGUUGUUAGUGUGAUACAGUCAUAACCUUAUUGUUAUGAGCUAUAUUAGUUACAUUACAAGAAAAGAAGUUGUAAAUAUGGAAUGUCCAAUAUUUGACGUCACUCUCGUUUCAAAUUAUACAAGUUUUCUGUACGUACGAAAAAUUCUACGGUAAAAUGAAAUUUAACAAUUACCCAAAAAUAAUUCUUGGGGGAUUCAGGUUUUCCCUAUUUCACAUACAAUACUAUGAAAAUCCCAGUUCAGAGUUGAAAUGCUAUAAUGAAUCAAUAAUUCCGUUUUGUUUAGUUUCGCCCAUCGUUUUCGGGUUUACGACAAUGCUUUCUUUUACUUUGGGACCAUACGACGCUUUUCAUGGGAUAGCACUAAAGUGUCACAUUGAAGGUACCAUGAUAACCACUGUAUGAACACAUCUGCGCAAAAUUUC